AUGUCGCUGAGGCUCGACUCCGAAAAACGGCCAUUUAUCGAGCUUUCCGAUGGAUCAAGGAUUCAUUGUUUUGGUGAUAUUUCGGAAGAAAUGCGUAGCCGGAAAGGAGAGUGCCGAGAGUUUAUCGAAAUGCAGUUUCAAGAGGUGGUUGUUCAGUGCUUGAAGGUCGGUUACGAUGUAUCGACCUAUCGCAAAUUGGUGUUGGCGAGUUUACGAUACUCGCAGUAUGACGUUCCGAAGGCAGUAAGAAAAAUCGUUCACAGUGCCAACACAAUUCGCAAAUACAAGCUGUACAGGCAUUUCGAUGAAGUGCGACACGUGUUUGACGAAGGUUUAGUGUGGUAUUUACCUGUACGUGGCGUUGAUGAUUCUGUUGGCAUUGUUCUGGAGUCUGGUAAAACCUGGAACACUGAUAAGGUAUCGCUACUAGAUUUGUGGGAAGCCGUGAAAUUCGCAAACCAGGCCGUACUGAACGAUGAAAGGGUUCACUUCGGUGGGGUAAAACUAAUAAUCGACUUUGACGGCUUAGCGUGGAACCAUGUAUGGAUGUAUACCUCAUUAUCAGCGAAGGUCGUCUUCGAAUUGCAACACUGCCGGAUAGUGGACACCACCGUGCACGUGGUCAACAACAGUUCGCUUUUCAGUAAGGGUCACGCUCUUCUGACUCCUCUGCUGGGGAAGGAACUGACCAGCAGGUUGUUUCUCCACGGUCGAAAUUGGUCUUCACUGCAUCAACAUAUCAGCGCGAGCUGUUUACCACCCAAAUAUGGAGGCUCUGCCGUAGACUAUGACCAUCAACUAAUGGGUGCUCUACUGGAUCAGAUGAAAUCAACCUUUCCUGUUUUCAAACCAUAGUCCAACCGGCAUUCCUUUUAGCUCUACUUUUAGUGGUGCACCGUAAAUUAAGUAAUCAACGGCGGGUAGCUUCCAGUCCAGCGCGAUAACAAUGGGAG
Molecule: messenger RNA, 953 nt
Organism: Sabethes cyaneus
Lineage: Eukaryota; Metazoa; Arthropoda; Insecta; Diptera; Culicidae
Product: alpha-tocopherol transfer protein-like
Exons: 4
Coding region: 1-855 (284 amino acids)
Cellular component (GO): membrane
Molecular function (GO): phosphatidylinositol bisphosphate binding
Source: RefSeq, a predicted model, not a curated record